UUUUAAUCAUCCCAUUAACAGUUUCAUCAUUAUACCUUCUAGUUCAAGUGACCAAACAUACUUAAACCCCAUUUCACCCUUUUCUUUACACUCUUUUAUGACCUUUGAGCUCCCAUUUCCCCAUCAAAACCUUAUUUUCUCCAAAAACCAAAUCAAACCCACUUCCAAAAUGAUGUUUUCUACAUGGGUUUUCAAAAUCUUGAUCAUUUUCUUAGUUUGUGUCUUUGGGUCACAAGCCCAAAUCUGUUCUCAAGUUGAUAGGGCAGCCCUUCUUGGGUUCAAAGCAAGAAUCUUGACUGACACUACUGGUAUCUUGUCUUCUUGGACAGGUAAAGAUUGUUGCGGAGGCGGUUGGGAGGGUAUCCAAUGUGAUGGCACAGGGAGGGUGACCCAAGUAUAUUUACAAAGGUCAUUUGAUCAAGAUAGUGCCGGUUACAUGAAGGGUACCCUUUCCCCUACUUUAGGGGACUUAAAGUUCUUGGAGAUUUUGGUGGUUAGUGGUAUGAAGAGGCUUUCGGGUACGAUCCCAUCAAGUUUUUCGGGUCUUUUACGCCUCACACAACUUGGCCUAGAAGAUAAUUCACUUCAAGGAACAAUUCCUAGUAGCUUAGGCCAACUGCCCUUACUUCAAUCGCUUUCGUUAAGUGGCAACCACUUAACCGGCCCCAUCCCGCCCACUUUUGGAAAGUUAAACAACCUUCUUCAGCUAAAUUUAGCGAGAAACUCGCUCUCGGGCCCUCUCCCAUUAUCUUUAGGAAACCCGGCCCGUUUGCAGUAUCUUGAUUUGAGUUACAAUAUGUUAUCAGGCCCAAUUCCAGUCGUUUUGGGCCGGUAUUCGAACAUAAAAUUUCUUGACCUUUCCAAUAACCAAUUCUCAGGCCCAAUACCCAAUUCAUUGUGCAACUUGCACAAGCUUCAAGACUUGUCUUUAAGCAACAACAAGUUGACCGGUCAAUUGCCACCGGAGAUAGGGCGUCUAGCGUCUCUUGCCACCCUCUCUCUCAGUUCCAACCGGCUUGCUGGUCAAAUCCCGACAUCCGUCUCACAAUUACACAACUUAUGGAACCUUAAUCUAUCCAAAAACGCGCUUUCGGAUCCUUUGCCUAAUGACGCCUUGUUUAAGGGUGUCCCUUCUCUAUUGUCUAUAGACUUGUCUUACAACAAGUUCAAUUUAGGCACCAUUCCAAAGUGGAUCACAAGCAGACAGCUGUCAGUUGUCAAUUUGGCAGGGUGUAAUCUAAAAGGGUUGUUACCAAUUUUCACAAAACCAAAUUCACUCAUCUCUGUUGACCUUUCUGAUAACCAUUUCACAGGAGGGAUAUCAACUCUUUUUCAAAGGUUGACUAGCUUACAAAAAGUCAAACUGUCAAACAACCAACUUAGAGGCAAUUUAUCACAAAUCACUAUCCCAAAUGGGCUUGCAGUACUAGACCUCCACUCAAAUCAACUUUCGGGCUCACUAACGGGCCUGCUCAGGUCAGCAGGCGGGUUCUUGGAGACGGUUGACUUGUCAAACAAUCGGAUCACAGGGAGUGUUCCUAGUACAAUCUCGAAACUUGUUCGACUUACAACAUUGGAUGUUUCGAGAAAUUACAUAACGGGUACGAUUCCUCCAAGUUUGGGGAGUUUGUCAAAGUUAAGGUGGCUAGAUAUAUCGGUUAACUCGAUUGGAGGGAAAAUACCAACAAGUUUGUUGGUGGUUAGACAACUAAGGCAUGCUAACUUCAGAGGAAACAAGCUAUGUGGAGAGAUCCCACAAGGAAGACCAUUAAACAUCUUCCCAGCAGCUGCUUAUGCACACAACCUUUGCUUAUGUGGCAAGCCCCUGCCGCCAUGUAAGCGGUUUUAGACCAAGUGGUUGCUCGGGUCUGGCCAGCAGGAUGCUGACUCAUCGUACACGCACUGUUCGACACGAGGGACCUUUUUUUAAUGUUUUUACAUCAAGUUUAGUGGUUUAAGCAUUAUAUUAGAUGGUGUCAUCAUUCCUCUAGAGCAAUAACUUAUGAUAAAGUUGUAGUCUAAUCUUUAAUCUAAUAUGAUUAAUACCAAAUAA
Molecule: messenger RNA, 2053 nt
Organism: Helianthus annuus (common sunflower)
Lineage: Eukaryota; Viridiplantae; Streptophyta; Magnoliopsida; Asterales; Asteraceae
Product: LRR receptor-like serine/threonine-protein kinase FLS2
Exons: 1
Coding region: 98-1849 (583 amino acids)
Molecular function (GO): protein binding
Source: RefSeq, a predicted model, not a curated record